Schistosoma spindalis is the source of this 4432-nucleotide messenger RNA. The record is from the annotation of a GenBank genome assembly. Lineage: Eukaryota; Metazoa; Platyhelminthes; Trematoda; Strigeidida; Schistosomatidae.
GAAGGCGAAGGCGCCUUAUUUCAUUUGAAGGUCAAUAGUAUGCUACAUGUUGUGCGCGCUAUACGCGCGUUACAGAAGGCCCCUACGAUUAUUCUAAGAAACGUAUCAACCAAUAAUGUAAACUAGUAUUUGAGUACAACUUUUCCCUAGAAUGUCUCGGACCUUUCCAAAGUUCGAAAUAUCGGAAUAUCUGCUCAUAUUGACAGCGGGAAGACUACACUUUCCGAAAGAAUUCUUUUCUACACCAACAGAAUAAAAGAGAUGCACGAAGUUAGAGGCAAAGAUGGAGUUGGUGCUGUGAUGGACUCAAUGGAGCUAGAGAGACUCCGUGGGAUAACAAUUCAAUCUGCUUCAACCUUUACAAUGUGGAAAGAUUGCACUAUCAAUCUCAUUGAUACACCUGGUCACGUAGAUUUUACAGUCGAAGUUGAAAGAGCUCUUCGAGUACUUGAUGGUGCAGUUCUAGUAUUAUGUGCUGUCGGUGGAGUCCAAUGUCAAACAAUCACAGUGGUUAGGCAAAUGGAUCGUUAUAAUAUACCCCGAAUCGCAUUUAUUAACAAGCUUGAUCGCCAAGGCGCAGAUCAUGUUCGAGUUCUUAAUCAAAUAAGAUCAAAGCUUAACUUCAAUUCAGCUUUUAUUAAUAUACCCAUAUGUCAAGAACCAAAAAGUACAGGAAUAAUUGACUUAAUUAGUGAGACAGUUGUUUAUUUUGAUGAACCAUUUGGUUUAACUGUAAGACAGGAUGCUAUCCCAUCUUCCAUGUUAGCGGAAACUAAAGAACGUCGUGCUGAGUUUAUUGAAUGUUUAGCUAAUGCUGAUGAUGAGAUUGGAGAAGCAUUUUUAAAUGAAAAGCCCUUAACUCAAGCUGAAUUAAAAGCUGGUUUACAUAGAGCUACACUUGCAAGACGAUUUGUUCCAGUUUUAGUUGGUUCAGCAUUACGUAACCGUGGUGUACAGCUUUUACUCGAUGCCAUUGUGGAUUAUUUGCCUAAUCCUGGAGAAGUAAUCUAUUAUGCUUUGGAUGAAAGUUCUGGUGAAACUAGAAAGGUUCCAUUGAAACCUGAACGAACCAGUGAUAAUCCAUUCUUGGGACUGGCUUUCAAACUGGAAGCUAGUAAAUUUGGUCAGUUAACUUAUAUGCGUAUUUAUCAAGGUUGUUUACGUCGUGGUGAUUCAGUAAGAAAUUCUCGUACAGGUCGUCGUAUACGAGUGUCUCGACUUGGUCGAUUAAAUGUUACAGAAUUAGAAGAUUUAGAAGCUGUUUAUGCAGGAGAUAUUGCUGCAUUUUUUGGUGUUGAUUGUGCAUCUGGUGAUACAAUGGUUGAUGUAAAUAUGAAAGAACCAUUAGCUAUGGAAUCAAUGUUCAUCCCAGAACCAGUUGUAUCAAUGUCAAUUAAACCGACAAAUAAAUCAACUGUUGAAUCAUUUAGUAAAGGUUUAGCACGAUUUACACGUGAAGAUCCAACAUUUAUUCUUUCACAAGAUUCUGAUACUGGUGAAUCAAUAGUGUCUGGUAUGGGAGAAUUACACUUGGAAAUUUAUGCUCAACGUUUAGCACGAGAGUAUAGUGCACCGUGUACAUUAGGUAAACCUCGUGUUGCAUUUCGUGAAACAUUAAGUGAACCAUUCGAAUUUGAUUAUCUUCAUAAACGACAAUCUGGUGGUGCUGGUCAAUAUGGUCGAGUAAUUGGUAUACUUGAACCUUUACCUCCUAAUUCUUAUACAAAAUUGAUUUUUUCCGAUGAAACAGUUGGUACAAAUGUACCUAAAAAUUAUGUUCCAGCUAUUGAAACUGGUUUUCGUAAUUCAUGUCAAAUUGGUCAGUUAGCUGGACAAAAAAUUACUGGUGUACGAUUUCGUUUACAAGAUGGUGAUAAUCAUUGUGUAGAUAGUAGUGAUUGGGCUUUUCAACAAGCAGCUGAAGGUGCUAUGAAACAAGCUAUGGAUGAAGGUUCCUGGUUAUUAUUAGAGCCAAUUAUGUAUGUGGAAGUAUCUGGACCAGCAGAAUUUCAAGGUGUAUUAAUUGCCACUGUAACACGACGUAAUGGUCUUAUUGUUAGUACGGAAGUUAAUGAAUCUUAUGCUAUGGUUAAUGCAGAAGUACCAUUAAAUGAUAUGUUUGGUUUUUCUGGUGAAUUACGCAGUAUCACUGAAGGUAAAGGUGAAUUUACAAUGGAGUAUUUAAAGUAUUGUCCGACUAGACAAGCAACUAGCGAUGCAUUAAUUGCAGAGUAUGAAGCAGCUGAAGAGGCAAAAUUGAUUGCUAGCGGUAAAGGUGGAGCAAUUGCUAGAAGAAAGAAGAAGUAAUUAACUACCGACUUUUAUUGAAGGGACUAAGACAAGCAAGUUAUUUAGUUGUUAUUUAUCAUUCUUAAAUCAAGUCUACUAAAUUAGUUGAAAUUUUGAUAUAGGAAGCUGUUGUUAACUAAUAUCAUGCUAACGAAAAACCAUAAAUGUUAUUACGAGCUUAUCACAUAAGUGUUCACUGUUUAAUAAGGCUCUCGGAUUAUAACAAAGUAAUUCCCAAAUCCUUGCUGAUGAUAUUCAAUGAUGCUCUUCAACUGAUAUUUGUUUGUGACGACAAUUAUCUUUGAGUUAGUAUUUGUUGAAAGGAAAGAGAUGUUAUUUCUCCAAGAGAUCGUUUAUUUAAUGAUUACUUUUUAGAGUUGAAUCUAUAUUUUUCCCUUCGAAAUCGUCAAUCGUGUUUAAAGUUGCUAUUUUCUUAUUGGUUCAUGUCUCUCUUACUACACUAAGUUCUUGCUCUAUUUCUAAGUUCAUUGUACAUGUGCUCAUGCAUGUAUAUUGUUUGCUUAGAUCAGUAUGCUUUGUUGUCUACCAAAUAAAUCUUUAUUGGGAGGUUGAAUUAGUCGGAGUUGAAAGAAACAGAGUGUUUUUGCACUUAAUAAUCAAAACUACGCCAAAAGUUUUUGCCUUUAGUUCAAGAGGAAUCAUAUUCCAAUCUGUAGGUAUGAAUAAUAUCACAGAACAUUUUAUAAUUAGCACUCAAUAUGAAAAUAAGCAACUUAUUUGGAAUAAGUACCAAUGAAAUAAUAUUAGUAAUUAAUGUAGACAAAUCGAUUACAAAUGAGAAGAGCGAAAUAAAACACUGAAAUUGUGGUUGACAAAUUUUACUGUAAUUUCAAUAGUUGAGAUCGUGAAUCAGUUGAAGCUAGAUCACCAUGGAAGAAAACUGAGAAGCACUGGACGGCCGUUGCGUCCUAUUGUGGGACUCCUCGGCAUUGCUCAUCCACGACCCCGCCUCGCGGGGUUCGAACCCAAAACCCAUCGAUCUCACGCCAGGCACUUAACCAACUAGAACAGUGAGCCGGUAUCCAAUAGUGUUAAUGUCUAACUUCAACUAAUCCACGAAAUUGAGCGACACAUCCACCAUUGUUAUCAGUAAGUUACUAUCUCACAACAGACCAGUGGAGUUCAACCGGGUCAGUUUUACUGUACUCAAUCUUUAGAAAAGUUUGAAAAUAACUUGACCUACUUAUAUUAGUAAGUAGUUUGGAGUAGUCUACAAAAAAGAUGAUUAUGAUAUGUGUAUUUAAAUUUUGCUAGUCCAAGAAGGCGGAGUUGAUUCGAUAAAUGUAUAAACUUAAGAUUGGGCCUUUAGAAAUUUCUAUGCAAACUGCUUAAAACCGUUAUCAGGUAAGUCUUAUGGUUUUUAAUUACCCCAAAAUGCUCUAGUACAACUGAGGAUGGGGAAAGUUCUCUUUCCCUCGCGGAAUGCUCUCACAUGGCCACAUGUAUACGGCCACUUCCAGUGAAGUUCUACUCACUACCUUCUAGCGGCGACAGAGUUGUUUACGAAUUUGAGAGGAUGAAACUCGGAUAUCUGGCGCUUUGACCGGGUUGGUGGAUACAGAAUAUCCACCUAGGGGAGUCGGGAAACCCUGAAUCCACACCAAUGAUGCACUUUGACUCUAGGAUCCUGAGGGAACAAAUGGUACAUAAACUUAUUGUUGUACGCUGGAUAUCGUGGAAUGUCGCCUCCUGUUAACAAUAAACAGAUAAACACAACAUGAUGUAUACCCUACAGUUAGAAUUGAAACUGAUUACUGAACGUUAGUAAGUAGUAUAAUACAGUAUAUAAGAGAAUUGGAAAAGAAGGGAAUUUACAUAGAAUGCAAACGGACUUGACAGUAAUAGUUUGCUUAUUAUCCUGAUUAUUAUAAACUAAUAAGUGACAAAGUUCUGUUUUCUUCCCCACCUUUUUUUCUACCUAUCUUCCCUUCUUUAUGAUAGAAUUGAUUUAAGAAGUCAAUGAAAAGGAAGGAUUAUUCUCUUUCUGAUGGUAAAUCAUCCAUACAUAUGUCUUUCUUAACUGUAAAAAGAAUAUAAUUCAUACAUAAAAUGUAUAUUAUCCGUGUCACCCUGUCUCUAUGUUUGUAGUUUGUUUCAAUAAAUUGAUUUGAUACUAGAAAUU